AUGGGAUUAAUUGAGGAGCGACGCUUGGAGGAUCCACCCAUAUACGUCUUUCUUCAUCUGUUCCCUUUAUUUGUGCAACUCAAAACUGAAUCAGUCCUGUCCACUCACACCUGGUCUUAUGACAAAAAUGGAGAAAUACCCAUCCCACGCCAUCAGUGCGAAGACCUUGGUCUACCCACUGAGCUUGGCAUGGAAAGCAUCAUGGAAAGCGACACAUAUGGAUGGCCUAGCGAGACGUACAAAUCCAUCCACAAAUGGCAGAUUGCAAGAGGUUUCGAUCCAACCACCACUGACUUCGCAUGUCACCUCAAACAUCCCAUAUUUGAAGUUAGGCCAUCAGGCCGGUUUGAAGAGCUGUGUGCUGCAGGACCCUCUGAAGCACCAAAUUUUACAGAAAGCCCAUGCAAGGAUGAUCAAGGUCAAUCCAUGAUUGGUUCAAUCUGGUCAGCAAUCACAGCUCCUCUCACUUACGCUGCUGAUGAAGAUUCAGAAAUUUCUGUGGCAUUGAUGUAG
Molecule: messenger RNA, 513 nt
Organism: Marasmius oreades (fairy-ring Marasmius)
Lineage: Eukaryota; Fungi; Basidiomycota; Agaricomycetes; Agaricales; Marasmiaceae
Exons: 3
Coding region: 1-513 (170 amino acids)
Source: RefSeq, a predicted model, not a curated record